Molecule: messenger RNA, 1027 nt
Organism: Selaginella moellendorffii
Lineage: Eukaryota; Viridiplantae; Streptophyta; Lycopodiopsida; Selaginellales; Selaginellaceae
Product: RPM1-interacting protein 4
Exons: 4
Coding region: 199-870 (223 amino acids)
Source: RefSeq, a predicted model, not a curated record
GACCGUGUCAUACUCGCCAAUGGUCUAUUCUGCCAACACGAAGGAGGCGCACGAACAGCAUUAUUAGAUUUCUAGGUCUUCUGCCUCUCUCGCGGAGAUCUCUGUGCAGAGAUCGAUCAUAGAUCACUUAGCCAGCAAUCGCAAGCCAGGACUCGAUACUUCGCGAGAUUUUUUUCUUCGGGACAUCGAUCGAUCGCGAUGGCACAAAGGAAUAGAGCUGGGUCUCACGUCCCGCGAUUUGGGAAUUGGGAUCCCAACGAUCACGCGCCCUACACCAAGGUGUUCGAGUCGGCCAGAGCUGGAAGAGGCGGCCGAUUGAUCAACCCAAAUGAUCCAUCCGAGAACCCAGAAGCAUUUGGAGCGUUUCCUCCACCGCCUGCCACUGUUGCCCCAAAAUCGCCCCAUCGCCAAGAACAGCACCAGCAUCAACAAGACAAUCCGACGGAUCCAGCGCGAAGAUCGCGCACGGAGCAGCGAAUUGGCAGCAGGGAGGACGGGGAAUUCAAGAAAUACAUGGAAUCGCCCGCGCGCUACCGGCAAUCACCUGCUAUGGUGGGAAGAACUCCAUCCUCGUCCUCCGAUAGCAACCGGCGCUACAAUGGAUCAGACAUCCAUCGAUCGCCGCUCCAUCCGCAAGCCAAGAUUCCCGAGAGGAACGCGCCUGCAUUGCCCAAAUUCGGGGACUGGGACCCCAAGGAUCCAUCGUCGGGAGAGGGCUUCACGACAAUCUUUAACAAUGCGAGGAACGAGCGGCAGCCGGGAAGAAUUCAACAGGACAGUGCUCCGGAUCAUCAGCAGCAGGGCUAUGGACGAGGAGGAGGACAUCCCGGUCGCAAGCAGCAAAGCAACUGGUUUUGCUGCUUUGGCUGAUUGAUCCAUGGCGACAGACACUGAAAACUAUAGUGCUACCAUUUUUGUGAUUGAUAGAAAGAGACCAUUGUUGCCAAAAGACCAUAAGAAAGGUAUGUACACAAAACAUAAAAGGAAGAGAUUUUUUUAAUGCAAAGCUUAGAAGAGGUUUCGCCGA